Messenger RNA from Pectinophora gossypiella (pink bollworm), 732 nucleotides. RefSeq names its product p53 and DNA damage-regulated protein 1 (gene Pdrg1). The record is from RefSeq and is a predicted model, not a curated record. The transcript has a single exon. Gene Ontology annotation, cellular component: prefoldin complex. Bases 161 to 613 code for a protein of 150 amino acids. Gene Ontology annotation, biological process: protein folding. NCBI's taxonomy places the organism in Eukaryota, Metazoa, Arthropoda, Insecta, Lepidoptera, Gelechiidae.
CACUACACUAGUUUGCAGUUUGACACAGAUAAAAAAUAUCGGCAGCCAUAUUUGUUUACCUUUUAUGAAGAUCAUUCUUGAACGGACUAUACAAUGAUUGUUUUGAUAAUAAAUUAGUUUUUUAUGACUUAUAAGAAAACAUCUGGUCAUUCUAUUACACAUGUAUGUAACCUCAGUUUUGUUAAAGACGUCAAGUUUCGGGAUACUAAAAUAUAAAACUAUGGAUGACCAAGCCAAAGUACUUAAGUAUUUAGUGUCAGCGGAAAAACUAGCAGAAGAAAUAUUAUCUGACAGGCGGGAAAUAGUACUGUUGGAUAAAAGAAGAAAUGCCAACCGAGAAGCAUUACGAGAUCUAAGCAAAUCUGGUCAGCAGAAGUGCUGGGUGACUGUUGGAUCUGUUUUAAUAAAAAACGAUUUGCGUACAACUAAGGAUCUUCUAGAUGAAGACCAGAAACAGUUAAACAUAGACAUUAACAAACUUCGUAGUGAUCUCAGAGUGAAGGUAAAUGAUUUGAGAGACUUAGAAAUGCAGCCUCCAGUACCAGGAUUGAUGCUGGUUCCGAUGUCCCGAAAAGAAACAGAAGGAUUUUCUUGUGCAGGACUAUUUACUUGAUAUAAAAACAGUUUUUCUUGCUUGAACAGUAUAAGUGUAGUAUUAUAAGUAUAAAACCAUUGCUGUACCAAUAUGUAAAUGAAUAAGAUCUGAAGUUUACUAUAUCACAUGUUAACAAA